AUGUCUUUGCGCGGGCCCAUGCGGCGGUCGCACCUGAGGCAAGUGAGCGCGGCGAGCUUGGAGAGCAGCUCCACCCACUCACCGGAGGCUUCGAACCGUGACCACGACCACGACCAAGCCACAGAUGAUCGGACUGUCAGGCUGUCCUCAGCAAGCUGGACACGACAUCAAUGUGCACUUUGGGUGCAUGAUGAGACGUUUUCACGUGAAGAGAUUUUGUUGAAUCCAUCGGCUUUCGGCGAAACCGAAGUGCAAGUUGGGGAUGUCGUCGAGAUCCUGCCCAUGCGGGGAUCUGGCGAUGCUGGCUAUUCUACCCUAAAGCCCGAGGCAGCUUUGAAAGCUGCUCGUGAGAGUAAGGCCGAACUCAACUCGGCGUCUCAAGCGGAUAGCACCUCCAAAUUCAAGACUCCACUGCAGAGCCGUUGUCUAUUCGUGGUAAAGGCCUUACCGCCAGAGACUAAGGCUCGGAAUCCUCAAUUGGAGAUUUCAGUGACAAACAACAUUGCCAACAUCUUUGGUUUCAAGAACAGAACGCAAGUUCUAUUAUCGAUUGUGGACCGAGACCAAUGUGCGGCGUCUCAUGUCGACAUCGCCUUUCGCGAUCAAUACAUGGUCCGAUCGGACAUGUGGAGAUUAGUCAUGUCAGAGUUAUCUGAUAAAAUCAUAUACAAAGGACAAAAGAUCAUGUUUAUGGGAAGCAUCAAAGCCACUGUCAAAAACAUCUUUAUCCGAGAGAAGAAAUGCCUUUCAGGAUAUUUCUCGCCACAAACGAUCCCUAUUUUCCGAAGCGAGUCCGCUAAAUAUGUUCUAUUCAUCCAAAUGUCGAAAGAGAUGUGGAACUUUGACUCGGAGGGGACUGGCGACAUCCUCUUCAGCCGGGUUAUCAAUGGUUUUCUACCGGAGCUCUUCAAGAGAUGGGCUAAUUCGGAUGCAAAACAUUUGGUGACCAUUGUGCUGUUCACUCGAGUCGAAUAUGAUAAGUCCAACAAUUCAAGUCAGCCUAAACUCAGCGCUGGGAACUUGAACAGCAAAUCCGGACCAAACGAAGUUCCAACUCGAGAUUUCUACCGUGUGGUAGUAAAUGAUAUGGCAAGUGGCCAUUGGACAACCAUCCUAGAUGAGCUGAAAAGGGAAUUCAGGACCUUUUUGCGAGAUGUCUCAAUCCUGAAACCGGACGACAUUGAUGCUGCAUCUGGCAGUGGUAUCAAGAGCCAUUCCAGGCCAAACAUGGCGACCAUUGCCGGGCACCCAAGUUCGGCUCUACGAGGAAACAUCCUAGAGGCCAUUCAUCUCGCCUCUGCUCACUUGGCUUUUGACCAUAUCGAUCGAGACAUGGUCCACACUGGCACCUCAAUCAUUGUUAUCACCCCCGGUAGCGGCGUUUUCGAAGUCUCUUACGAGUCCUUGGCUUCUACAACAGAAGCCCUUGCGAACCGAGGCAUAGCAAUUGACUUGGUCUGUUUGAGUCCGAUGCCUCUCCAUUCUGUGCCGCUCUUCAAAUAUCGGGAGCCAGUGGAACAACAUUCUGGGGAUUCGGGAGGGGCUAGAUCCAGUGAAGUUAACAGGGAUAGGAUGCCUUCUGAGAUACAUCAUUCCCUUUCAAGCGUUGUUAGCAGAUCAUCCUAUCUUUCUCCAAGCUCAUACCUGUCUGCAACAAGAAUGAGGGAACGGGCAACACCUCAAGCCAAAGACUGGAGCUUUGGUAUUCCUCAUUGGCUUGACAUCUCCUAUUGGAACCCUGAAACAUACAGAGAGGCCCGGCGAAUCUUGAAAAAAGACCCAAAUGCGCCUAUCUCUCUUACCGUCACUCGGCCAUCAAAGGCGUUCACGCCACGAGUGCGCAUGUAUGAGAUCCAAAUGAUGGGAGUCAUGGAAAGUGAACAAGCAAACAUCACAAUCCCCUACCUUACUGAAGGGCGCGGUGGAACAAGACCUCGUGGAUCUUGGCCCGGUUACAGUUCAGGUAGUCGCGCUCCUCCUAAAGCCCGUUUCGCGAAUCCUUCAUCUUUCAAGGGACAACUCAGUGAUAGUCUUCGCCCGGGAUCCUUUGUUCAAAACGCGGCGGACCAAAAUGAAUCGCAAACUCGAGAUACGCAGAGUUCACGCAAGGAAGUGAUGUCUUGGAUGGACCAAUACGACGAAAACCUUUUCGCUGUCUCUCCGAAACCACACCAGGCUACCAAAGCGCCCAAAGCAAAGCGACCCAGUGAAUCAGAAGUCCAGGCUGCUGGGGGCGGAAUACAUGAACGGUUAUCUGCUCGCUCCAUCACGCACCUCCGCCAUCAUGAAACAAAUCCUGCAGACGAGAAUAAUUCUUUGCACUCUGGGCCUCGAAGAAUUGACUCGAAUAUGAGUACACCAAGAAGCCCAAGCUCGGGUAACAGCGUGUCUCCCAUAAAAGCAGCGUUGAAAAAGACGCCGGCGCCAAUGGCCUCACGAAUUUCUCGGACGAUUAGCUUUGCGCUUCGAGGCUUGAGCGCUACUCCCCCGAGAGCCUUGGCGAGCACGGUGGUCAAUGUAGAACAUGCCAGUGCUAUGCCCAUGACAAACCAAAGAACUCCUGCCGGGUCAAUUUCCGAUGCCAGGAGCAUCACUUCUUUGAGCCCGUCAGAAACGCCAUCGACUACAUCAGUCUUCGAUGUACUGUCGCCAUCUUCAACACCCGCCAAGUCUUCCCAGACUCCAGCUAGGCCGAUUUCCAUCAAAAUGCCUCCCAAAAAUUUACCAAAGGAAUCCGAACAGCCAGAAGAGGCGGACCCCCAUGGAUCACUGUCGGUGGGAACGCCAGCGAAUGAAGUCGGUCGGGGCCAUAGUGGAGAUCCUCCGAACGAUCACAAGAUCGAAAUUACUCUCAGCCAUAGUCCACGCGAGCCACAUGCGCGGCACUCCCCAAGCAAAGCUUUGUCUCCAUGGGUCCGAUCUGUCAACCCAUGCAAUACCCCUAAAGAUGUGCUGCGGGAUACUAGUUGGUUUGGCCGUUGGCAACAUGCGUAUCCUCGCCCUCCACAUGUGGCUGUGGUAAAGUGGAAGAGCUUAAAGUCUCCCGCGGUGCUUCCAUUGACGACGGAAGAAUUUCCGACCGCUAGUGUGCUUGCUUCAGACUAUCUACAGACACCAUAUCGUGUCUUCCCAAAUGAAGAUUCCGAAGGGAUUGAAGCACCAAAGACACGCGGGGUACUUUUACGCGAAAUGAUCUCGCUGCGGCUUUCUCAUGGCUUCCAAAUCGUUGUUGGAAAACAAGUGGCCGAAGUGUCCGCGCAGCCCGCCCUUGAAUCAUUGAACGUCUUCGAUUUCCGAGGUCUAGAACGCGAUGGGCUCACAAUUUAUCUCUCCAAGGGCAACACGAUUCACCGACUUGUCUGCAUCCAGGGGGAGAAGUUGAAGUGA
Molecule: messenger RNA, 3387 nt
Organism: Penicillium samsonianum
Lineage: Eukaryota; Fungi; Ascomycota; Eurotiomycetes; Eurotiales; Aspergillaceae
Exons: 1
Coding region: 1-3387 (1128 amino acids)
Biological process (GO): positive regulation of autophagy; negative regulation of TORC1 signaling
Cellular component (GO): GATOR1 complex
Molecular function (GO): GTPase activator activity
Source: RefSeq, a predicted model, not a curated record